This is a messenger RNA of Drosophila simulans, 4552 nucleotides long. RefSeq names its product cyclic AMP response element-binding protein A (gene CrebA). Lineage: Eukaryota; Metazoa; Arthropoda; Insecta; Diptera; Drosophilidae. Bases 1050 to 2600 code for a protein of 516 amino acids. The transcript is spliced from 6 exons. Gene Ontology annotation, biological process: regulation of transcription by RNA polymerase II. Gene Ontology annotation, molecular function: cAMP response element binding; DNA-binding transcription factor activity, RNA polymerase II-specific. The record is from RefSeq and is a predicted model, not a curated record.
GUUUCGAUUCGUUCGUUCGCAUUCACAAGAAUUUCACCGACAUUUAGUUUAGUACCGUUUUUGGCUGCAGUCGCACUACGGACAGUUUAUUCUAAUUGUGUGCUACCAUCCCAUACAUCCAAACAUACAAAUAUUAUUGCUAAAGUUAACGAUAUUAACUACACAUAUUAAAUGCUAUUAUACACGGGCCGAGCAAAGCCAUUUCAAAAGCGGUUUACUGCCCAUCCACACACAAAACACAUCAAAAAAUUCAAUUAAAUCAAUUGAAAUCGUAAUCGAGUCCAAAACACAGUACAGCGAAAAGAAAAAUCAAAUAAACUUAAAUUAUAUGGUUAUCAACGUUGAAUCUAAACAUACAUAUAAUAACUAUUUUCUAUGAAAAUCGAGUGUUUCGUUUCCGAAUCGGGAAAAAGUUAAUAAUUCAAUUAAUGUUAACGCCAAAUAUAAUCCGACGAGAAAAACGCAUGCAACAAGUUAAAUCCAGCCGACAGUUGUAAACCAAGUUAGAUCCGUACACAGAUACACCCCAAAUACCACACAACCAAUACGAAUGAAUGCCCGGUAUACACAUACAAACGCAAAAGUCACACACACACACACGCACGCAGACUAUAACAAUGUCAAGUGAAAACAUUCUCUGGAAGCAACAGGUUUCCCCUUAAUAAGUGUUAUAAAGAAGCAACCAACAGUCAUCACCCAGAACUGUUCGUUACGGAAAAAAGUAAAGUAAAAAAUAAAAGAGAAAGAGAGGUAGAAGAGAGCACGAGGAGUAAAGAAGAUAAAGUAUAAAGAAAGAGAAAGAGCGGAGAAAGAGCCACCUUUCAGUCAGCAAAAUCGUAUGAAAAUAAUAGUAUAAUACCAUAAACUACAAAAAUUAUAAGAAGACAGUUCUUAAGUGGGUUAAAGUAGAAAAAUUAGUGUGACUGCAACCGAGUGGAACCGAAUUAAACCAAACCCCAUACCAUACCAUACCAUCCCCGAACCGCAAAACAAAAAGCAACUAAAAGAGUUCUUAGAGCGCAUCUGACUAGCGCCAACCCCAAAGAACCAUGGAAUUCUACGAUGGCGACCUCAAAGAUAUAUGGGACUCCGACUUAGAUCCGGAAUCCUUGAAAAUCAGCCCCGAUCACGAUAUGCACGACUGGCUGUUCGAUCGGGACGUCAAAGAUCCCACCGUCAUACUCAACGACAAGCUCAUCUCGGAUGCCCUGCUCAAUGGCACACAGCCGAUCAAGACGGAGCACUCCUACAGUCUCAGCAGCGACGUUGACUCCCUGCCCGAUUCACCAAAAAGCCUCCAGGCCAAGAUCGAGGACAUGGACGACGAGUGCUUUCCCGCCAUUUCACCGAAGACGGCGACCAAUGGGCGCGUGACCAUCGAUCCCAAGUGCCUCACCUUCCACGUCCCGCCCACGCACGCCACGCCCAUCAGCCGGCUGAGCAGCAAUCCCGCCCUAAACACCUCCGUCGCGGAUCUAACACGAUCCUCCGGCCUGCAAAGCCUGCAAAGCCUGCAGGCACACCAGCCACACCACGGAUCCGGCUCGAGCCACGUGGUGGUGGCCAAUCUGGAGCACUUUCAACUACCUCAGCACCUGUACGACAACGACUGCAGCUCCUCGGUGUCGUCGUUGCGGGAAGGCAGCAUGUCGCCGGACAUUUGCUCCGACAUCGAGAUCGACGAGUCGGCCAUCAAGGAUGAGCCCAUGUCGCCGGACUCCAGCUGCCCCGCCAGUCCCACUUCUCAAGCGAGCAGCUCGCAGCACCAGCUCAGCCUUAAUCUGGCCCACCUGCAGUCGGAAAUGUUAUUCGAGCCAAAGCACUGUGGCCUCCUGCUAACCACCAGCAACAACAGCCUCAUAAAGUCCCAGCAGCGCCAGCAGCAAAUCCUUGGCCAGGACAAUCUGCUGCUGGCCAAGAUGGAGAUCAAGAGCGAGAAACAGAGCGCCAGCAAUAGCUCGGGCAAAUCGCAUGCCCACGGCUAUGGAAUCCCGCUGACGCCACCAUCCUCCCUGCCCAGCGACGAUUCCGAAGGUAACUUGAGUCCGGAACACCUGUUUGCGCCCCUGUCGCCGAACGCAACCGUUUCCAUCUCCGUGGCCAAUCCAGCCGGCGGUGAGUCAUCCGUACGGGUCAGCCGCACCGCUGCCAGCAUCACGCGCUCGUCCUCCGGAUCCGCAUCAGCGUCCGGUUCCAGUUCCAGCUCAACGGUCACCACGACACGGCAGCCGAUCCACACGCCGCUGAUUAGCUCGCAGCCGAAGGGCUCCACCGGGACGCUGUUGCUGACGGAAGAGGAGAAACGCACUUUGCUGGCCGAAGGGUAUCCGAUUCCGCAGAAGCUACCUCUAACCAAAGCCGAGGAGAAAUCGCUGAAGAAGAUUCGACGCAAAAUCAAGAAUAAAAUCUCUGCUCAGGAAAGCCGCCGCAAGAAGAAGGAGUACAUGGACCAGCUGGAGAGGCGCGUCGAGAUCCUGGUCACCGAAAACCACGACUACAAGAAGCGCCUCGAGGGGCUGGAGGAGACCAAUGCCAAUCUACUUAGUCAGCUGCACAAACUGCAGGCCCUAGUUAGCAAGCACAAUGUGAAAAAGUCCUAAGCACCCGGAUUCACAUGGACCCCUCGAUAUCCCCGGGGGGCUUCUGUAGCCGGAAUCGUUUCUUGUUUGCCCGCCUUCCUGAGUUUUAUAUUUUAGAUCUAUUAUUUGUAUGUCAAUUGAGUUCAGUUCAGUUCAGUUCAAUUUAGUUCAGCUUAAUGCAGUUUAGUUAUUUCGUUUCGAUUUAAUCAGUCUGGGAGUUUUUGAUGAAUUUAUGCGACGAGGAAACCCUGAUGAAUUUUUUGUUCGGCUUUUGGAUAGCACAAAGCGGUAUAACAUUCCCCUCCUCACUCCUGCUCCACCGCACCCCCAUAAUAAAUAUUCCGCAGGGCCCCAGAUGCCCAGAAUGCCCAUAACUAAUAUCGUAUAAAUAAUGUGUAUGUAAUCCUAGCUACUUGUAGGGCCUAUAUUAUAAAGCUAUGUAUAUUAGUCAUGCAUUCCUGUUAUAUAAACUUGAUCUAGCUUAGGCAAAUGACCAGCUGCAGCAACAACCACAAUUACAAUUACACUUACAAAUACGAGAAGCUCAAAUGCAGAAGCCAGAAAUCCAGAAAGCGUCUAAAGAGAAGCUAAAUAAUAAUAUUGUAAUUAAACGAAAUCAACAGACCAAAAACAAAAACGUAAAAAAACAGCAAAGUAAUGAAAACGUUAACGACAACAACAAAAAAAAAAUAAUAAUGAAAGAACGAUAGAAAGAUGAAAAGAAAGCCGAUCGCAAAUAGGCUCUGAUUGUAUAUGAAAUCCAGAUUGGAGUUAAGCCGACAGUUGGAGGCGACAUGUACAUUAUGUUUUAAUAAUGAUUGAAUGAAUGAAUUAACGAAAGACUCCCGGAGCUCAAUCUCUGUGCUGUCUUUGGCAUGACUCUUGUUCCUUUAAACGAUAUUUCUCAAAACGAAUAACGAAAGCUGACGACGAGAUAAAAUACCUAAACAAUUCCAUAAUGUAGCUAUAUAGGAGGAUUAUGUAACGAACUAUGUCUAUAUGCAGCAUUUAAGUUUCUCUUCAUCAUCUGUUCGCCAGCGGCCGUCCAGUUGGAGUUUCAAUAGAUGGAAAGCAUACGAAUUUAUAAUGGGUAUCCGUAUCCGUAUCCGUAUCUGCAUCCGUAUCCAUAUCCGUAUCCCCAAUUCGAUUGCGUUCUCCAACUGCCGCGUUGCCUGGCCAAUUUAAAACAAUUUCCGAGCCAAUUAUGAAAAUGAAUUAUUGUUUGUUAAGUUUUAUAUUAUAAGACGGCGCUGCACUGACCGAAGGGAUAUUUUGAGAGUAUAACCCAAUUUAAUCAAAUUUCGCAGCAAUUAUUUUGUUUUUUAUGUUUACAAUUUGUGUUUUACGUUUUAGUGCAAUUUUUUGGCAUACAUACAUAUUUAUACAGAUAUUUUUGUAUUCUUUUCGCAGCGUUCUGAAUGAGUCAUUCUAGUUUUUAUUAGUUGAAUUUAUAUACACAAAAUUACUUAACGGAAAUUUCAAGCGUAACCCGUUGAUUUCCUAUCAAAUCGAUAAUAUCUAUAAAAUAUAAUUUAGCUAUUUCUAUGUAUGUCUGUGCAUGUGUGUAUAAAUCAAGCGGGCGAAGUUGUGCAAUUGUUAGAACAUUUUUAAAAGAAAGAUAUUUAGUAAAAAUACGAAAAUCAGAAAUCGAUGUUGAAAAUCAAAACGCUCGUGCAAUGACAAAAAAAAAUUUAUUAAUAAAGCGUUAAACAAACAAAUUGAAGACAACAUGAAAUAUACAUUAUGAUAUAUUUAUAUAUACAAGUAUGAAUAAUGUACGACUAUUUACUAUUUUUUGGCUAUAGCAUUUUAAACGCAUAUAUUGUAUGUUUAACGUUGAAAAUGAAAAAAAAAACAAAACAAGAAAAAACAUCCAAAAAAAUUGUAAAACUUUUAUGAUUGGUUGCUGUAAUUUGGCAAAAGUAAAAGUGCAAUUCCAAAUAAAAUUCAAACAACCAUACAAACAGCGGGAA